AACUUCAAGAGAAAAGAAAUAACUUUAUCAUUAAUCCCCAAAAUUAAUAUUUUAAUUAAACUACCUCUUGAAAUUAUACAAUUCUUAUUAUAUUCUUCCACAUUAAUUUCAAGAUUUAUUUUUAUUCAAAUAAACCACCCAUUAGCUAUAGGAUUAAUACUUUUAAUUCAAACACUACAAAUUUGUUUAUUAACAGGACUAAUAGCAAAAAGAUUCUGAUUCUCCUAUAUUUUAUUUUUAAUUUUUCUAGGAGGAAUAUUAGUAUUAUUCAUCUAUGUAACUUCAUUAGCUUCAAAUGAAAUAUUUUCUUUAUCCAUAAAAUUAACAACUCUUUGUAUCACUAUUAUAACAGGCCUUACAUGUAUUUCUCUAUUUAUUGAUAAACUCUCUACACUUCCUUUUAUCCAAAACUUAGAAAUAAAUACCUACUUUAACACUAAUUUAUUUACACCUGAAAAUUCAUUAAAUCUACACAAAUUAUAUAAUUUCCCAACAAACCUAAUAACAAUUUUAUUAAUAAAUUAUUUAUUAAUUACACUAAUUGCAGUAGUAAAAAUUACUAAACUAUUCUACGGACCUCUCCGGCCUAUAAACUAAUGAACAAACCUUUACGAACCCAACACCCCCUAUUUAAAAUUGCAAAUAACGCGCUAGUAGAUCUUCCAGC
Molecule: messenger RNA, 667 nt
Organism: Bactrocera oleae (olive fruit fly)
Lineage: Eukaryota; Metazoa; Arthropoda; Insecta; Diptera; Tephritidae
Source: RefSeq, a predicted model, not a curated record